AUGGAAGUGUUUGAAGUGCUUUUUUUUAUCAAUCAAAUUUUGCAUAUUUCAAAGAACAUAGAAAAAGAUGUUUCGACGAAAAAAGAUCGAAAUGUAUUAGCAACCAAAGAAAAUUUUAAUAAAUUGCCGAUGGAUAGCUCAGAAACCAUUUCUGCUACUCCACCUCCUAUAAAUGCAUCAUUUCAAGUAUCAUCCAUAGCGGAUGAUGCAUUCGAAAAUGAUUAUCCAAUAGUCGAUGAAAGGGAGUUUCGUCGAGCUCUUGAUCGGUGUUAUACGCAGUCGCAAAAUGGGAAUGUAUGUAAAUUAAAUUUUAGUAAAAUACCUGCACGUACUGCGUUCGAGAAUUUGUUAGAAGAAAUGGGAAUUGAAAUCUGCACAAGUGGUGGUGAUGAGAUAUCAAUAUAUCUAGCAAAUAGUUUUCAUGAUCUGGUAAUGAAAUUGGAUGUAUACUGCGAAGAAGAUAAUAAAAGAACGAAUUUCUUCAAUCUUUUCGAGAAUGAAAUUGUUGAACAAUCUAAACUUAGAAUAUAUUUAUCACCUUCCGCUACCGAAGAGGGAUAUGUGGAUACAUUUAUGCGAGCCCUGUUACUGUCAAAUUCAUCACAAGCCGUUACAUUCGAUUUAAUGCUUAGAAAGAUUGAGGCUUAUGCAAAAAGCGUUACUGAUGAUUUCAUGGAGAAUGACCGCCUUGCACUUGCCUGUAUUGCACAGUUUCGUUAUUUGGAUAGUAUAUAUGACUGUGAACGGAUUUUUAAUUCAGUUUUUGAUUGUGAUUUGGAGAGUUGGCGUUGUGCACCACGUGAUGCUUUGAUACAAGUUCUACCGGAAAUUCUACCUAGUCACAUUGUUCAGCAAGAUACUGCAAAUAAUUUGCAACAAAUGUUCCUGAGGAGAGUCAGUGACAAUUUACUAGCCUUCCGAGUCACUAUCCUUCAGACACUCCUUUUACUUCGUACUGAUGAACAAACAACAAAUAGAAUUCGUGGAAUCAUGUUGCAAAACCUAAUGAAAUUGAACCUGGAAAUUUUGCCGGAAUUGGUAGCAUAUUGCUUGGACAGUAUUCAAAAAAAUGAAAAAUUUGCCUUCCGAAACAUCCUCUGCAGUCUUCGAGUACAUCUGCAGAUAGAAAAUUUAAAAAGUACAGAAACAGGAACAGGUAAGAAAACGGUUGGCCAAGUAAUAACCGAAAUCUUCGAAAUAAUUUUAAAGAAAAUGAAGAGCAGUGAUGGACGUUAUUGGAAGGACACAGUGGUUAUGUUAACCACCGAAAAACAAGAGCAAAAUGAUGAGAAAGAUGAAAGAGGUGAUAUUGACGAAUCUAUGGAAGAUCUUGUUCCAAUUGCAAAAAAGGUGCCGGUUCUUUUUGAUGUUUUAUUUUAUUUUGCUUUGAUGGAUGUGAGUAAUUGGAGCCAUACAAUCCAUAAUAUCUUCAAACAACAAAUUUUAUGCAAUCAACAUUUCCAGUUGGAACAACUUGUUAUAUUAGCUUUUGAAUAUACGGAGAUUUUCGAUCACAUUAUUCAACAUUUAAGUGGAACGGAAGAAGAAAUCACUACAACGCUUUCAAUGUUGCAGAAUAUCGCGGAAAAUCAUGCUGGAGAAAUGGCCAAGUUCUCUCUUGUCCUUAGUAAAAAAAUACCAUGUUUGAUUAAUUUUUCUUUCGAUAAUGUAUGUCGAUUUUUUAAUAUAUUGCUUUUGAUGGAACGAACUGCCGAACAGUCACAAAUUACUGAAAAACACAAGGGAUUGGAAUUCGAAAUUGAGCAGAUGAUAUCUUCUUCUUUGGUUAGGGAAAAAGUAUGGGGAAUUCUUGGUAUCUUAAUGCAGUUGCAACAAUAUCUUAUGAAUAAGAGAUUAAACAUCGAAGAUCGUGAAAGCAUGCUGAAACAAAAAUUAACAUUGCUGGAUGAACGAACAAAACAUAAUAGUUAUUUGCGCACUUGUUUCUAUCAUCAUUUUGCAAGGAUCCUGAAUACCAGUACCUCAAUUGGACACAGCACUGUUUUGGUUGUCUGGGCUGAAAGACUAUGUUUAGAAUUCAGGCGAGAUUAUCUAAAGCAACUUGAACGAAAUUCUACGCAGUGCCGCUUGGAAGAUGAACGCUAUACUAAUUCACUACAUAAAGAAUGGUUUUGUCUAAGCGAAUUGGUGAAACAUUCCUCGAAAAUGCCCGAUUCAGAAAGUCGAGUUUUUGAACCAGUUGCUCACUUUCAACUUCUUUCAGCGCUUACAAGCCUGAAAUAUUUAUGGUCCAAUAAACAACAUAGUGAUGGUUUUCUUGUGGAACUUCGCUUUAUAUUAGAAGCGAAUAUUUCAAUGAUUGAGAUUGAUCUGGAAACGAAAGACAAGCAGAACAGAAUUACAAAUUGUGAUAUUUUUUUUUUCUGCAUUCAGUGGAUCCGUUUGAUGUUAAAUACAUUUGCUAAAAGUGAUAACAAGAUAUUAGAAGAUAUAGAAUAUAUCAAUGCCAUAUUACGCAAAAGAUUUGCAUUAAUGAUGGAGUGUCAGAAGAGUCUGAAAUACACUAUUCAAAAAAUCGGAGAGUAUAAGAUGCCAUGUAUGCUGAAUUUUGAACAAAUUGAAUUAAUAGUGUUUUACGAUACUCCUAAAAAGCCAUCGUCUAUUAAAAGUCGAAAAAAUGCAGUCAGUGAUGAUGGAAAAAGGGAUGAUGAAGAUGACAAUGGGGCGAAAUAUAUGGAUGACGAAGAAAGCAAGCUAAAUGAACUAGUGGACAAAGAAAACGGAGAUUUACCAAGAAAUACUACUCAAACAAAAAUUAACGAAGGGAAAACUAUUGAGAUUGAGCAACUUAAACGGAGAAUAACUAAAAGUAUGGGUCAACAAAGGCUGGUUGCUGAAUCACAGUUGUUGUCUUUUCUCAUGCCACUUAGUUUUGCUUCUAUCAUUCACUUAAUUGAAUUGUUGCCAAAGAAGAGGAAACAAACAACGUUUUUACUAGAAACUUUAGGCAGAUUAUUGGAAGAAAUUUUACCCAAAAAAAGCAAGAAAAUACCACUCUUAUUGGUAUCCCGAAAAACUGCUACAAAAGAGUUUUUGGAGAAUUACAAUCCAAAGAUUAUUUGGCAUUCAAUUCAAUCCGUUAUUCCAACCUUAUUUGCUAUUUUAAACGGUGCAGUGGACUAUUUUAAAAACAUCAUGAAUACAUCCUCCGUCUUCGAUGCUACCAAACGCACCUAUUACAUUGACAUGAGCGCUCUCAUGCAUUCAUCACUAGUCCUUUUUAUAAUAUAUUUUCAUCUGUGGAUUUUAUGA
Messenger RNA from Brugia pahangi, 3273 nucleotides. The record is from the annotation of a GenBank genome assembly. NCBI's taxonomy places the organism in Eukaryota, Metazoa, Nematoda, Chromadorea, Rhabditida, Onchocercidae.